Zasmidium cellare ATCC 36951 is the source of this 666-nucleotide messenger RNA. RefSeq lists its product as uncharacterized. The coding region runs from base 1 to 666 and encodes 221 amino acids. Lineage: Eukaryota; Fungi; Ascomycota; Dothideomycetes; Mycosphaerellales; Mycosphaerellaceae. The transcript has 2 exons. The record is from RefSeq and is a predicted model, not a curated record.
AUGGAUCAACAUCCCGAGCCCAGCGAAAGCGAGACGCCUGCGCAGAUGGAGCCGACACUCGAUGAGAUUGAGCCGAUUCAGGAGGUUGAGAAAUUCAUGCAGAUCCAGCGCGACCGACUACUCAAGAUCUACAUCGGCCAAGACACAACUCAGCCACCAUUCCUCAUACAAGAAAGCACACUAAUCAACAGCUCCGACUACUUCCUCAACAUCAUCCGAAACAAUCGAGAAGGCAUAUGCCUGGAUUCCGGCGUCCUCUACCUCCCCGAAGAUGGCGACAAGGCACUAGCCUGGGCCAUGAUGCUAUACUGGAUGGUGAACAAACGCCUCCCAUCUGGCAUCACCGAAAGCCAGGACUUCGCGCUGAGAGGCAAACACCUGCUGUUGUUCACGCAGGCCUGGGUGCUCGCUGACAAGUACCUCAUGUCGAAAUUGCAGAAUACGAUCAUGAUGGCCCUCAUCAAUCACUUCGAGGAUUACGCCCUCCCCUUCGACGCCGCUCUCGUCAAUAAAUUGCUGAGCACUAGCCCCGUCGACACGCCCCUCCGCAGGAUCCUUUCGGAGGAGACGGUGCAUAUCAUGUACGCCGAGGAGCCUAAUGGUGCUUUUCCGGGUCGAAGAAUGAAGUCGAGUGAGUUGGUGGCGAGCGAUGGGGCAAGGGGUUGA